Molecule: messenger RNA, 4198 nt
Organism: Salvelinus fontinalis (brook trout)
Lineage: Eukaryota; Metazoa; Chordata; Actinopteri; Salmoniformes; Salmonidae
Gene: pars2
Product: prolyl-tRNA synthetase 2, mitochondrial
Exons: 3
Coding region: 176-1636 (486 amino acids)
Biological process (GO): prolyl-tRNA aminoacylation
Cellular component (GO): cytoplasm; mitochondrion
Molecular function (GO): proline-tRNA ligase activity; ATP binding
Source: RefSeq, a predicted model, not a curated record
GUAGGUGGCAGUACACAGGUGAUAGUUGUCCACGUGGGUCGACAUCCCUGUCGAAGAAGAGUACGCACGGCUAGCUAACGUUAUUUAGCUAAUACACUUCCUAUGAGUCAAGUACAAGCUCAUCAUUACUCUCGUUCGGUUUCAUAUACAAGGAUAUUGACACCAGUCUACUACAAUGGAAGUCCUAAUGCAUCACCUUCGGCAGAGAAUCUUACCCCACCUGCCCAGAGCCUUCACCACUCCUUGUAAGAGCCAUUCAAGCUGUGCUGCUGGACAUGCUCCAAAGCCAACCCCCAUUGACUCCAUCUCCCGACCUAGCACACACCUUCCCCUAGUAUCCCGUCUCUUCCAGCCCUCCAACCUGUGUGAUGUGGGGCAGGAGAGUCGUGCUCAGGGGGUGAUGACCUGCAAGAGCCAGAGACUGAUGCAGCAGGCAGGUCUCAUCCACCCUUCCAACCCUGGCUGCUACUACUUCCUCCCAGCCACAGUGCGCUCCAUGGAGAAGCUGGUGAGGCUGAUCGACCAGGAGAUGCAGAGGAUUGGUGGGCAGAAGCUGGACAUGCCCAGCCUGUGCUCUGCGGAGCUGUGGAGACGCAGCGAGCGCUGGGACCUGAUGGGAAAAGAGCUGUUCCGCCUGAGGGACCGCCACGGAGCUGAGUACUGCCUGGGCCCCACCCAUGAGGAGGCAGUGACAGAGCUGCUGGCCUCCCAGGGAACCCUGUCCUACAGACAGCUGCCUCUAAUGCUUUACCAGAUGACCCGCAAGUUCCGUGACGAGCCAAAGCCUCGGUUCGGGCUGCUACGGGGGCGAGAGUUCUACAUGAAGGACAUGUACACGUUUGAUGUGAGUGAAGAGGCUGCCUACCACACGUAUGAGUCUGUAUGUCAGGCUUACAACCGUCUCUUCUCCCGGCUGGGCCUGCGCAUUGUUCAGGUCCAGGCAGACACAGGGAAAAUCGGAGGUAAACUCUCCCACGAGUUCCAGCUUCCAGCAGACAUCGGAGAGGACAGACUACUGGUCUGUGGGAGCUGCUCCUUCUCUGCCAAUGUGGAGACCAUGGAACCAGGCCGGACUGACUGCCCACAGUGCCAGGCAGGCACACUGGUGGAGUCCAAGGGCAUAGAGGUGGGUCAUACAUUCUACCUUGGCACCAAAUACUCCCACAUAUUCAACGCCACCUUCAAUAACACCCAGAACAAGCCUGCUGUCACUGAGAUGGGCUGCUUCGGGCUGGGGGUGACCCGGAUCCUUGCUGCCGCCAUAGAGGUGAUGUCCACAGAGGAGGCUAUCCGCUGGCCUGGGCUGCUUGCCCCCUACCAGGUCUGUGUUCUGCCCCCUAAAAGGGGCAGUAAGGUCGAUGAGGUGGCUGGUUUAGCUGAGGAGGUGGCCCUUUCUCUGGGGGAGGCUCUGCCCAGCCUAAGAGGUGAGGUGGUUCUGGAUGACCGUACACAGAUGACCAUCGGUAAGAGGCUGAAGGAUGCCAGUCAGCUUGGAUAUCCCUACGUGGUGGCAUUGGGGCAGAAGGCUACAGAGGAGAUACCCAGGUUUGAGGUGAUCUGUCAGCAGACUGGUGAGACUAUGUUCCUCAAUAGAGAUGGACUGGUAGACCUACUCAGACGAGUGGAGACGGUCUGAGUUGGACUGAUCUUGACCUGGAGCUGGACUAAACUAUUGAACUCUGUGGAACUCUAUUGCUCCUCUGAAAUGGGCAUGCUUGUUGUUGGGUGGGAUGAUUCGUGGUAAAGAGGCUACUGCUAAACAGCCCUAUACCUACUAAGGCCAAUCUAAGUCUGAUGCAAACUGAGCUGGACUGAAAUCUAUUAUUACACUGUUAUGGACAUGUAUGUAUGUGUGGGGUAGGGUGGAAGUACCCCUUGAUCAUGACUCUCAGUUCCAUUACAUUACACAUACAGUUGUCGGAAGUUUACAUACACCUUAGCCAGAUACAUUUAAACUCAGUUUCACAAUUGCUGACAUUUAAUCCUAGUGAAAAUUCCCUGUCGUAGGUCAGUUAGGAUCACCACUUUUAUUUUAAGAAUGUGAAAUGUCAGAAUAAUAGUAGAGAGAAUGAUAUGUUUCAGCUUUAAUUUCUUUCAUCACAUUCGCAGUGGGUCAGAAUUUUACAUACACUCAAUUAGUAUUUGGUAGCAUUGCCUUUUAAAUUGUUUAACUUGGGUCAAAUGUUUUGGGUAGCCUUCCACAAGCUUCCCACAAUAAGUUGGGUGAAUUUUGGCCCAUUCCUCCUGAAAGAGCUGGUGUAACUGAGUCAGGUUUGUAGGCCUCCUUGCUCGCACACGCUUUUUCAGUUCUGCCCACACAUUUUCUAUAGGCUUCAGGUCAGGGCUUUGAUGGCCACUCCAAAACCUUGACUUUGUUGUCCUUAAGCCAUUUUGCCACAACUUUGGAAGUAUGCUUGGGGUCAUUGUCCAUUUGGAAGACCCAUUUGCGACCAAGCUUUAACUUCCUGACUGAUGUCUUAAAAUGUUGCUUCAAUAUAUCCACAUAAUUUUCCUCCCUCGUGAUGCUAUCUAUUUUGUGAAGUGCACCAGUCCCUCCUGCAGCAAAGCACCCCCACAACAUGAUGCUGCCACCCCUGUGCUUCACGGUUGGGAUGAUGUUCUUUGGCUUGCAAGCCUCCCCCUUUUUUCUCCAAACAUAGUGGCCAAACAUUAUGGCCAAACAGUUAUAUUUUUGUUUCAUCAGACCAGAGGACAUUUCUCCAAAAAGUAUGAUUUUUGUCCCCAUGUGCAGUUGCAAACCGUAGUCUGGCUUUCUUUUGGCGGCUUGGAGCAGUGGCUUCUUCCUUGCUGAGCGGCCUUUCAGGUUAUGUUGAUAUAGGACUCGUUUUACUGUGGAUAUAGAUACUUUUGUACCGGUUUCCCCCUGCAUCUUCACAAGGUCCUUUGCUGUUGUUCUGGGAUUGAUUUGCACUUUUCGCAUCAAAGUACAGUCAUCUCUAGGAGACAGAAUGCGUCUCCUUCCUGAGAGGUAUGAUGGCCUCGUGGUCCCAUAGUGUUUAUACUUGCAUACUAUUGUUUGUACAGAUGAACGUGGUACCUUCAGGCAUUUGGGAAUUGCUCCCAAGGAUGAACCAGACUUGUAGAGGUCUACAAUUUUUUUUCUGAGGUCUUGGCUGAUUUAUUUUGAUUUUCCCAUGAUGUCAAGCAAAGAGGCACUGCGUUUGAAGGUAGGCCUUGAAAUAUAUCCACAGGUACACUUCCAAUUUACUCAAAUGAUGUCAAUUAGUCUAUCAGAAGCUUCUAAAGCCAUGACAUAAUUUUCUGGAAUUUUCCAAGCUGUUUAAAGGCAUAGUCAACUUGUAUGUAAACUUCUGACCCACUGGAAUUGUGAUACAGUGAAAUAAUUUGUCUGUAAACAAUUGUUGGAAUAAUUACUUGUGUCAUGCACAAAGUAGAUGUCCUAACCGACUUGCCAAAACUAUAGUUUGUUCAUUAACAAGACAUUUGUUGAGUGGUUGAAAAACUAGAUUUAAUAACUCCAACCUAAGUGUAUGUAAACUUCCGACUUCAACUGCAAGUCAAUUGGACGAAGGCGUCUUCUGUACAAGGAAGUUUUGUUAAGAGCCGCGACGCUCGGUCUUUACAUUAACACGGAUCGCUUGCGGUACGGUUUUGGAAGCAUACGGACCUUAGCUUUCAUAUCAGCAAGGAAAAAAUAAAUACAUUAAUAAAGGUUCAAUUGAUACACACCUUUUAUAUGGUUAGGGUUCCCGCAUGGUCAUAUUUCCACGUUACAGAAGACAGAGUGGACUACCUGUGCUAAUUAGCUAUCUGAGUCUCCGAACACCUGUGUGUAAAUGGAAGAUGGACGCCACAAACGUGUUGUCACUUAAAAAUACUGUCAUCUGCAACUGUUAAAACCGGUUAAGACGGUGUACAGUAAGUGUGUAUUUUGCAUUUGUGAAAUGAUUUUUGAUGUGAUAUGAAAGUAGAGGGAUUUAGGUUUCUAGAACCGUACCGCAAAUGAGAAUUGAUUCACAUUUAGAUGGGAGUAUUUGCCUGUUUAGGAUUCCAACGCCAAUUCACCCUUUAUACAGAACAUGUAAAUCCUUGGACUAAGAAAUAUUAGGCUCAUUUAGGCCAAUAUUGGGCCGGUGGAAGAGGAUCAAUAAUUGUUCUCAAAUUACGUUGGUUCAUUAGUCUUGUGUGACGUCUGCAAUUAAAAAUAUUUUUUUCA